UCAGCUGUCAUAAGUGUAUUGUUAAUUUUGAUGGUAUAGUGAACUCUAAUUAGCAAUUUUUUUAAUUUUUUCAAAUUGUUGGUCGAAAAUCAAAGUAAAAUUAAAAUGGAAGAUACUGUUGAUAAUUCGGGUGUACGUUUUUCCCCGAGAGAAAAUAAAAGAAAAGCUUAUUGUUGUGUUUAUGGGUGUAAGAGUAAAGCUUAUAGGGAUCCAGAUGUUCGAUUUCAUUUUUUUCCAAAAAAAAAUAAUUUCGUGAAAAUUACUAAUGCUUUUGGUGAAGAAGAAAAAGUUGAAUGCAGAAAAAUGUGGCAAAUCAUUUUGAAAAUUGGAAAAACUGUUACAGAUCACAUGCAAGUUUGUUCUUUACAUUUUAAAAAAUCAGAUUAUUUUUUACCAGAUCUAGGUUCCAAAGGUAAAAGACGGUUAAAACAAAAUGCAGUUCCUUUGUAUAAUUUACCCUGCACAGACAAAACACGACGAUUAAUCAACAAUAAAAACAAUGACAGAGAGGCAAGAAAAUUACGGAGAGAUAAACGUAGGAAUGAAUUAUUUCCAACAGAUCUAUCUAAUCAUCAAAACCUAGAUGUAUCAGAGGACUUACAUACUAAUAAUAUGACAGAUGAACCAGAUGAUCAAGAUGCAAACAGCUUUAUAAAUUCAGUUGAAGCUACAUCCCUGUUAAAAGAAAGUAACGAAAUUUCGGCUACAAAACGUUUAGUUGAUAUUGGUGUUCAGGUCAAAAGUGGUGAUUUAAUUACAAAUUUUUGUGAUAUUAUAAAGACUGAAAUGGAGCUUAAUACACUAACUGGGAUUAUUAAUUUUGAUGUUUUAAAUGUUAUUACCGACGUUGUUAAGGAUGGUUUUCCAAAAUACAGACUUGAAAUGAUGCAGCUCCGAAGUAAAAUUAUUAUGACAUUUAUAAAGUUGAAGCAUAAUCUAUCAUAUGCAAUUUUAACUGUUUUGUUUAAAUGUUCUUCAGUAUCACAUUGUCGAAAAGUAAUUCUCAAAACAAUCGAUAUGCUCUAUGUCUGUUUAAGAGAAGGCAUUCCUUUUCCAGAUAAAGACGAAAUUUCUAGAAACCUUCCGGCAUGCUUCGAUGAUUUUAGAAAUGUGAGAAUUGUUCUAGACUGUACUGAAAUAUUUAUUCAAAGACCAAAAUCGUUAUGCUGUCAGCAAUCAACUUAUUCUCGAUACAAAAGCACCUACACUAUAAAAUUUAUGACUGGAGUAACUCCUGGAGGAAUAUUAUCAUUUAUUAGUCCAAUGUAUGGGGGAAGAGUUUCAGAUGAUGCAAUAUUUGAGCAAUCCAAAAUUUUAGAUCAUUUAGAAAAAGGUGAAGCAGUGAUGGUUGAUAAAGGCUUUCGAAUUGAUAAAUUAUGUAUGGAAAAAGAUAUUCAGCUCAUAAGGCCUCCAUUCAAAAAAGAGCAGCUCCAAUUUUCUAGAGAAGAAUCACGAUUAAAUGCCAAAAUAGCGAGAGCUCGUGUGCACGUGGAACGUUCUAAUCAACGACUUAAAGUCUUUAAAGUUUUGGGCUCGCGAAUGCCAAUUGGCUUAGUAAAAAAGGGUAAAGAAAUUUUAACAAUUAUUGGCGCAGUUGUCAAUUUAAGCUCUCCAAUUUUAAAGGAUGAUAAAUUUUUAUCAGAAAAUUAAUAUUUUCAUCAA
Messenger RNA from Cotesia glomerata, 1662 nucleotides. RefSeq lists its product as uncharacterized. The transcript is spliced from 2 exons. Bases 106 to 1650 code for a protein of 514 amino acids. NCBI's taxonomy places the organism in Eukaryota, Metazoa, Arthropoda, Insecta, Hymenoptera, Braconidae. The record is from RefSeq and is a predicted model, not a curated record.